Amphiprion ocellaris (clown anemonefish) is the source of this 2899-nucleotide messenger RNA. RefSeq names its product signal recognition particle 72 (gene srp72). The transcript is spliced from 19 exons. Gene Ontology annotation, cellular component: signal recognition particle, endoplasmic reticulum targeting. Gene Ontology annotation, biological process: SRP-dependent cotranslational protein targeting to membrane. The coding region runs from base 17 to 2020 and encodes 667 amino acids. Lineage: Eukaryota; Metazoa; Chordata; Actinopteri; Pomacentridae. The record is from RefSeq and is a predicted model, not a curated record. Gene Ontology annotation, molecular function: ribosome binding; protein binding; 7S RNA binding.
CCUCCAUUCAGCGAAGAUGGCGAGCGGAGGAUCGUCCGUGGCUUCGCUAUGGACCGAAGUGAACCGCUGCGGGCAGAAUGGAGACUUCACCAGGGCCCUGAAAGCUCUCACUAAAAUUUUGCACGAAAACAGGGAUGACGUGACGGCCCUUCAUUGUAAAAUAGUUUGCCUUAUUCAGAAUGGGAGCUUCAAAGAGGCGCUGAACGUCAUGAACAUGCAUGCCAAAGUGCUCGGCAGUGAGGUUGUGUUUGAGAAGGCGUACUGCGAGUACCGGCUGAACAGAGUGGAAAGUUCUCUGAAGACCAUCGAAGGAGCUCCUGAGCAGACAGACAAGCUGAAGGAGCUUUACGGUCAAGUGUUGUACAGACUAGAGCGCUACGAUGAGUGCAAGUCUGUCUACACAGAUCUGAUCAGGAACUCCCAGGACGAGUACGAGGAGGAGAGGAAGACUAACCUCGCUGCUGUGGUGGCUACGAUGAGUCAGUGGGAGAAGGCUCCGAUGGAAGAUCUGGGUCUUCCCGAGUCCACGUAUGAGCUCUGUUACAACACUGCCUGUGCUCUGAUUGGCCAAGGACAGCUUACAGAGGCCCUCAAUAAACUACGACAAGCAGAGGAGCUUUGCAGAGUCUCACUGGCAGAUGAUUCUGAUGUGACUGAGGAGGACAUCGACUCGGAGCUGGCUAUCAUCCAUUCACAGAUGGCGUACAUCAUGCAGUUACAGGGUCGGACAGACGAGGCUCUGCAGCUCUACAACCAGGUCAUCAAGCUCAAGCCAUCAGAUGUGGGUCUGUUGGCUGUGACCGCCAACAAUAUCAUCACAAUAAACAAGGACCAAAAUGUGUUCGACUCAAAGAAAAAGGUGAAACUGAUGAGUGCUGAGGGCGUUGAAUACAAGCUGGCAAAGAAGCAGCUGCAAGCCAUCGACUUCAACAAAGCCCUGCUGGCCAUGUACACUAACCAGGCUGACCAGUGCAGGAAACUGUCCUCCAGUCUUCAGUCUCAGAACCCAGGUCACCCUCGGCCGGUCCUAAUCCAGGUGGCUCAGCUGUGUAGGGAGAAGCAGCACAGCCGGGCCAUCGAGCUGCUCCAGCAAUUCUCAGAUCAAAAUCCAGAGAGUGCAUCUGGCAUCAAACUGACAAUGGCACAACUCUAUUUAGUACAAGGUCAUGUAACAAAAGCCUGUGAUGUUCUGAGGUCCAUUGAAGAGUUCAAGCACAAAUCAGGGAUGAUCUCAGCUCUGGUAACGAUGUACUCCCACGAAGAAGACAUCGACAGCGCUAUUGAUGUUUUCAAACAAGCUAUCGAGCAUUACCAGUCUGAACAGCCUGGAUCUGCUGCACACUUGGCUCUUGUACGAGAAGCUGCCAAUUUCAAACUGAAGUACGGACGGAAAAAAGAAGCCAUUAGCGAUCUGGAGCAGCUUUGGAAACAAAACACCAAUGACGUCCACACACUGGCUCAGCUCAUCUCUGCCUACUCCCUGGUGGACACGGACAAAGCCAAAUCCCUCAGCAAGCACCUACCGUCUGCAGACACCAUGUCCUUCAACGUGGACGUGGACGAGCUGGAGAACUCCCACGGAGCCACAUACGUCAGGAAAAAAGCUGCUAAAGUUGUAGGAGAAAGCCUUCCCAAAGAGCAAGGCCAAGACGAAAUCAAAAAGAAGAAGAAGAAAAAGAAAGGAAAAUUACCCAAGAACUACGACCCCAAAGCGACCCCCGACCCCGAGAGGUGGCUUCCAAUGAGGGAGCGGUCCUACUACAGAGGCAAGAAGAAGGGCAAGAAGAAGGAGCAAAUCGGAAAAGGCACGCAGGGAGCAACCGCAGGAGCUUCAGCUGAGCUGGACGCCAGUAAGACCGCCAGUAGCCCCCCUACCUCCCCGAGACCAGGCUCUGCGUCCGGCUCAUCUGCAGCCCCGGCCAGCGUGGUCCCCCCACGACAGCAGAAACCCGCAGCCUCGGGGGCCACCCGCAAGAAAGCACCACAGAAGAAGAAGAAGGGAGGCAAAGGAGGCUGGUAGUCGGAAGGAAACGACGUGAGGAGGAGUGGCUGAGAAAUCAGAAGCUUUUUGUUUGUUAUUUUGUCUUCUCUGUUCGGGUCAUUUUGCAAACACGUGAAACCAAAAUCUCCCCAUCGCUCUUCUACACCAUUAAUUUGUAAUAUUUUGUGAAGUACAGCAGAGAGAAUAUUUAAAGGACAGUUCCACUGAAAUAUUAGAACUUAUUGUUGCUCUGCAGGAACAGUUUUUGAUUCUCUUUAACUUUGGUGUAUUGGGGUCACAGUAAAAUGAUACUACAGAUGCUACUCAUGAAUAUUUUUCAUUAAAUUUGCAAUGAAUGUUGUUCGUUGGAGUAUUUUCAGUGACUAUACGACUGUUUUACUGUAUUUUACACCUUCUUCAAGGGAUAUCCAGCAGCAUAUGUCUAUAACACAUUUCAAUGUUUGAAUCAAGUUCUUGAAUAAUGUCACUUCUGACAUUUAGAUCAUUUUGUGGGACCUUUACAUUUUAGUUACACUUUAGGAAACUAAAUCCAGUGUUACGUCAUUAUUGCAUUUUUAGAACAUGAAUUAUUUACUUUAAAAUAACUACAGUCAGGAUUGUCUGAAAACUGCUUCUGCAGAGUAAUGUGAAGUUUAGAAUUUUGGGGGAAUUGUCCUAAAAUAUGUAAGAGUCUGAAUAUUCAGAUGUCGAACUCUGGCUGUCUGCGUCAUGUUUCUUUAAUACGUCCCUUUUAUUUUCAAUCAGCUGCAGAGAAGUAAAAGAUAUUUAUUUUUGAAUCCCUGUGUUGACUUCAAGCGGAAGAGUUUUAAUUCUGUCAGAUGCAUGUUUUAGAAAGACACUAUUUUGGCCAAGCAGGAGUCCCAUUUUGUUAAGUCUUAAUAAAACUCUGAACAGCGA